Messenger RNA from Tarenaya hassleriana, 1546 nucleotides. Its product is annotated as cycloartenol-C-24-methyltransferase-like. NCBI's taxonomy places the organism in Eukaryota, Viridiplantae, Streptophyta, Magnoliopsida, Brassicales, Cleomaceae. Bases 187 to 1326 code for a protein of 379 amino acids. The record is from RefSeq and is a predicted model, not a curated record. The transcript has 15 exons. Gene Ontology annotation, cellular component: endoplasmic reticulum. Gene Ontology annotation, biological process: sterol biosynthetic process. Gene Ontology annotation, molecular function: sterol 24-C-methyltransferase activity.
GGAAGAUCUCUCUCUCUCUCUCUCUCUCUCUCUAUUACAUCUGUCUUCUACUUGUCUAAAUUCGAUUGGUAUGCACAAUACACUCAGUGAUCAAUAAUCUCCAUAUAUACAGUAUCGUCGCCUUUCGCCGGUAAGAUAUCUUUCCAGCAUCCCGAACCCUCCGAUUCCGUUAGAGGCUCUCACUCGAUGUCGAGGUGGAUCCGCUGCGCAUCGUCCACGAUGUCGAAGUUCGGAGUUCUGGAUUUUGCGUCGGGCAUCGGUGGUGGCAAGAUCCGUAAAUCCGACGUUAUCUCCGCUGUUAAAAGGUAUGAGAAAUAUCAGGUCUUUAAAGGAACAAAGGAAGAGACCAAAGCCGACUGCGUUGACAUGACUAAUGGAUAUUACAAUCUUACUACUAGCUUUUACGAGUACGGUUGGGGUGAAUCCUUCCACUUCGCAAACAGAUUCAAAGGAGAAACAUUUCGAGAGAGCAUUAAGCGGCAUGAGCAUUUCGUCGCCCUUCAACUCGGCCUCAAACCGGGCCAAAAGGUGUUAGAUGUUGGAUGUGGAAUUGGCGGACCAUUAAGAGAAAUUGCUCAGUUCAGCCAAGCAUCAGUUACGGGCCUCACCAAUAACGAAUAUCAAAUCACUAGAGGAGAGGAACUGAACCGGGUCGCGGGUGUGGACAAGACAUGUAACUUUGUUAAGGGAAAUUUCAUGGAAAUGCCGUUUUCCGACAACGUUUUCGAUGCGGUUUACGCGAUAGAAGCAACAUGCCACGCACCCGAUGCCUACGGAUGCUACAAAGAGAUAUUCAGAGUACUGAAGCCGGGCCGAUGUUUCGCGGUCUAUGAGUGGUGCAUGACCGAUUCAUUCGAUCCAAAUAACGUCGAGCAUCAGCGAAUAAAGGCGAAUAUAGAGACCGGGGAUGGUAUUGAAGACCUAAGGCCAGUUUCCCAGUGCCUCGAAGCUCUGAAGCAAGCGGGUUUCGAAGUGAUACGUGAAAAAGAUGUUGCCAAGGACUCGCCCGUGCCAUGGUAUUCACGUAUGGAGAGGAAUAGUCUUUCGCCUAUUGAAUUCCGGGCGACACCUUUCGGUAGAUUUAUGGCAAGAUUUGUGGUCAGCGCCUUGGAACGCUUAAGACUUGCACCUGAAGGAAGCGAAAAGAUUUUAGAUUUGUUUGAGAAGGCGACCAAAGGAUUAAUCGAAGGAGGAAGGAGGGAGAUAUUCACACCCAUGUAUUUCAUCUUGGCACGAAAACCAGAUAGGAUCUCCUUUGCUAGAACUUGUCCGGGUUUGGAUUCCGAUCUGUGCAGCCGUGCAUUCCUUUCCCGCCAAAUAUUGUAAAUCGCCCCCUGGAAUAGCAAUAAAAUCAUAAGCUUCAAGUAGCGAUCCGUCGAGAGUUGGUCCAGACAGCACAUCCAGCAUGCGAGUGUACUUUGCUCUGUGAUGUGCAAUCCCAAGUGCUCUAGCAACGAGCUCUAGAUGUGAGUUGUGUAUGUGCAGUGGAAGAAUAAGUGAUCCAUUGAUUCAAGAGCUUGAUCACAAAGUAGACAAUUCGGUGACA